This is a messenger RNA of Pteropus alecto (black flying fox), 7063 nucleotides long. RefSeq names its product G-patch domain containing 2 like (gene GPATCH2L). The transcript is spliced from 11 exons. Bases 668 to 2200 code for a protein of 510 amino acids. The record is from RefSeq and is a predicted model, not a curated record. Lineage: Eukaryota; Metazoa; Chordata; Mammalia; Chiroptera; Pteropodidae.
GGCGCCAGUGGGGCUCCGGGCUCCAGGUCGUGGCUGAGCGGCCAAAGGUUCCAUGUAGCCUUGGCGGCCGGCGGGAGGGGCUAAUGUGGCGGGGCCUUGCUUUAUCAGGGCCCAUCGUCUCUGUCCGGGAGAAUGAGGAUCGGGCCGUCUCCCGGGCGACAGUCGCCUCCUCCUCUCUCUUCUUUCUGGCUCUUUUUGGGCCGGCGUCAGCAUGAGGGCUUGUUGUUCAGAGCGGUGGUCGCCCUAGCUCUUGGGGGCGGACCGGGGCGUUGGGGAGAGUCUUUCGAAAUAUGCUUUUUGUCUCACACAUGUGGCCAUGUUGCGACCCUUGAUCACGGAGAGAGCUUAGUCGCCCGGACUUGUUUUUUCUUGGUUUCUGUCCUUCAAGGGCUGACCUCCUGCCCCUGGUGGGCACGAAUGAGAAGUUGUUUCCUUUUUCCUGCCGCCUCCGCCCCCAACCCAACGACCCUGCGCCCUCCUCUCUCCUUCCAGUUCCCCUUCUUUUGCUUAACUCAGUCUUUCCUUUCCCUGAGCGCUUUUCUCACCUGGGGGUCCUGUUAGACUGUGCAUCCGAGACUGGAGGUUUAGGAGUCCCAGGAUUCAUCUGUCACUUUUCUGAUCGCAGUCUUGGAGGCAGGAAAAGAUUCUGCACAGUAGAUGUGGCCUCAUGGAUGAGCUGGUACAUGACUUAGCCUCAGCCUUGGAGCAGACAUCUGAACAGAAUAAGCUUGGUGAGCUGUGGGAGGAGAUGGCCUUGAGCCCCCGGCAGCAGAGGCGGCAACUUCGCAAACGGAGAGGCCGGAAACGUCGCUCAGACUUCACUCACCUGGCAGAACAUACCUGCUGCUAUAGUGAGGCCUCUGAGUCCAGUCUGGAUGAGGCCAUUAAGGACUGUCGAGAAAUGGCCCCAGUCACCAAUUUUAGUGACUCUGAUGACACAAUGAUAGCCAAACGGCACCCAUCUCUUAAUGCCAUUGUUAAGAGUAAGCAACAUUCUUGGCAUGAAUCUGACUCCUUUACUGAAAAUGCACCUUGUCGACCACUCAGGCGCCGGCGGAAAGUGAAGCGAGUGACAUCAGAGGUGGCUGCCAGCCUUCAGCAGAAGCUCAAGGUGUCAGAUUGGAGCUAUGAGAGAGGGUGUAGGUUCAAGUCUGCUAAAAAGCAGCGUCUGUCACGCUGGAAGGAGAAUACUCCCUGGACCUCAUCAGGCCAUGGAUUGUGUGAAUCAGCAGAAAAUAGGACUUUCCUAAGCAAAACAGGAAGGAAAGAAAGAAUGGAGUGUGAAGCAGAUGAACAAAAACAGGGCUCUGAUGAGAACAUGUCAGAAUGCGAAACCAGCAGUGUGUGUAGCAGCAGUGACACAGGACUCUUUACAAACGAUGAAGGACGACAAGGGGAUGACGAGCAGAGUGAUUGGUUCUAUGAAGGAGAAUGUGUUCCAGGAUUCACUGUCCCUAAUCUUUUGCCCAAGUGGGCUCCUGAUCAUUGCUCUGAAGUUGAAAGAAUGGAUUCUGGAUUGGAUAAACUUUCAGAUUCCACAUUCCUUUUACCUUCUCGGCCAGCUCAAAGAGGCUACCAUGCUCGCUUGAAUCGUCUGCCUGGAGCUGCAGCGCGAUGCCUCAGAAAGGGGCGGAGGCGGCUUGUUGGAAAGGAGACCAACAUAAGUACUUUGGGUACUGAGAGGAUAGGCCACAUCAUUAGUGACUCUCGGCAGAAAGAUUGUAGGAAAAUCAUUCCAGCCUUUCUUAUGACAGCCUCGUCCCCUAACACGAUUGGCUCGUGUUGUUGCCUGUACAUGACAAGAAAGAAUAAAGCGUUGGCUUCUGAUUUUCCACACAUUUCUGCUUGUGCACAUGAGUUUAAUCCCCUUUCUCCUCUUUACUCCCUUGAUGUUCUUGCUGAUGCUUCUCACCGAAGAUGUUCACCAGCACACUGCUCGGCCAGACAGGCAAACAUACAUUUAGGACCUCCAUGUUCACGUGACAUCAAGAGGAAACGGAAGCCAGUGGCCACAGCAUCUCUGUCUAGCCCAAAUUCAGUUCACUUGGAUGCAAUGGAGCCAACUACACCAGCAUCACAAGCCCAGGAAUCUCCAAACUCUGAGUGGUUGGUCAGGACCUCUGCCACAGAGAAAGCCACUGAUUCAACUGCGGCUACGUUUUUUAAAAUGCCACAAGAAAAGAACCCUGGGUGCAACUAGAGAGCAGUAUUUUACCUACCAGAAGCCACCUGGGUGUCUUGAAACACAUAUUAGGCUUGUAUUAUAUAGUCUUGCAUAUCUUAGUUGACAUUCUCAGUCUGCUCAUCACCAGGACUGGAUCCUUUCUCUUUAACAAAACAGUGGACUCUCUCUUAGCAAAUCAUGAUGUGGAAAUCUGUUGUGUUGUUGUUUGUUUGUUUUUUUCCUUUUUUUUAACAUUAGAAAAGUAUUGGGGCAGCAAUUUUUUUUUUUAAGUCAUCUUAUGCUAUAUUUGUUACAUUGCUAUUGCUGCCUCAACAGCUACCUACAGCUUUGUUUAUAGAGCUGUUGCUUUUUUGCAGGUAUGUCUCUUUUUUUUGAAAAACUGGUAUCUUUUUACAUACUCUGUGUAGAGCUUUAAUUUCAUUUGGGGAAAUCCCAAAUUUGCAGCCAGUUCCAGACACAUUUAAACACUGAAUUAAGACCUGUGUGUGGAAUAGUAUUUGCAGGAGGUAAGGCUUGCUUGCCUUUGAGCCUGGCCUUGAUUACUCAGAGUUCUUGAUUCGCUCAGAGUGCCAAUAAGGUCUCAAUUAGGAGCCUCAGAAGACAGACCAACAGGACGGGACUUGGGAACAUCUUUGUCUUCUAAAUGACCUAAUGGGAUCGCCUGCAGCUUCAUUGUACUUUGCCUCAUCUACAAAAUUCGUGUUCUACACACACACACACACAUUGGUGUAAUGAAGAUGUUUUAGCUGUACAGCAAACUUAAAAUAGUCGAUUGUGUCUUAAUACUUUAUGUUGCAGUGUAAGCCUUUAUGUACUAAAUGGGAUUUUUAUUGUUAGUUUAUAGGUCAAUAACCUGCAGCAGAAAUUCAUACUCUAUUAUAAUAAUGGCUUCUUGGGGCCAUACUUUGGGGAGAAAAAAUGUCUUUUGACAUGCCUUUAUACUUGGUGUGUUUAUGACAGCUCAGCUGCAUGUAGAGUUAUAUAUAUAGCCAUGCCUGAAGUUGGAUGCUAGUUUGUCAAAAUGAGGAAUAAGUGACUGCCUAGAGCUGCUGGAGAAAAGCCACCCUUUCUAAAAAGAUAUUAUCAAAAACGUCUGUCAUUCAGGGGCCUGGUUGAUAGAGGGCUCCUUUUUUUGGUACAAAUUGAGUACAUUUACUCUGAAAUAUAUAGAAACUGUUCUCCAAGUACCCCCUGCUCUGGUAACAUGGAGGAAGUCCCACUCUUACACCUGGGUAGUUUCCGUGUUUAAAUAGGUGCUGAGUGGGACAGAGCCUUCUUUCCCUGAAGUGCAGAUGUCCCUUUUUCUCACGCUGAAUGUAAUGGCGGGCUGCUCUAUCAUGUUUCCUUUAAAAAUUAUAGUCCUCAACUGUGGUAGCUCCAGAAUUUCUUUGUGGGUGGGUGUGAUCUAGUUGGAGAGGGGGACUUAAGCUAAGUUUACAUAGCACUUUAUGUAAGAUCGAGAACAUGUCAUUUGUCCAUAACAAGGAUAGGAUGGGGCGGGGUGGGGGUGGGGAGUUGGCAGAUGGAGAUGAUGAGGUGAGUAGUGCUAAAGUCAACUCAGCAUCCUUGGCAACUGCCCUGGUCUCAUGUAGUAGUGAAUGUACUUCCCUUCCCUACAGGCUGCCCCCAUAGCAGUGUAGAAGAUACAAUGUCUGUUGAAUACAAAAUGGCAUUACUGAAGUGUUUAGUGAUGAGGGUAGAUUUUAUUGUCAUAUGUGCAUUCUUACCUAGUCCCGAUAGUGUCUUGAUGCACACAUUCUAACAUAAUUUGUUAGAUUUAAGGGAGAAAUCCAUGGACAUAAUUUUAUUUUCUUUGCACUAAGCUCUGUGGUCCAUGCAGAGAGUUGAUCCUAUGAUCAUGGCCUAUUAAGACCUCUAAAAUUCAGGCAGAAUCUUCAUGGCAUGUUGCCUGACAGUUCUCCUUUUUGCCUGUGAUAAAAAUAAUGUAUACAUACAACUUUACGUUUUAAACAUCUCUAUGUUAUAAAAGUAGGCGACUGCUGUCAUUUUACAGAGAUGAGCAGCCAUAGUUUAGUGACUUGCCCAAAGUCAUAUAAUCAAGCCAGGAUUAAAAUCCCAGAUGUUCAUACUCUGCCCUGGAUUGUAAUCUUGUUUUUUCAUUGGUAGACCUGUGUGACUCUGAAACAGUAUGCUAUGAAUGUUUAUCGUCUUUCUUGGGCAUGCUUUUCUACAUGUUUUGAAUACUUUCAAUAGAGAUCACCCAAAAAUGCCAUAUCUAUCUAUAAUAAGUGGGGAAGAAAAUUAAUUCCCUUAGAAAGUAGCAGUUAAGCACCCAAGUACUUUACAACACAGGUUUGUAAAUUAGGUUCCUCAUUUUAAGCUACCAUAUGAGCACGCUUACGGAAGCAUUAGCAGACUUAUUCUGCUUGUUUUCUGUAUAAAUCAAUUCCAGAGGAAUAACCUUAGAAUCAAGUGUAUUUUAAAUUUUAAGUUUUAAAUCUUUUUAUAUGGUAAAAUGUAUAAUGUAAAUUAAGAAAAAUCUGUUACCUUUUAACAAAAGCUACAAUUUCAAAAUCAGGUUUGUAAUCUGUUGAAAAAAAAAAUGAUAGCAUGACUUCCUUUGAGGAUAAUCCUUAAGCUCACAUGUAUUCGAUCUGCUCAAAAGUAAUAACUGAAACUGAGUUGCACCAUUCUUAUUUCAGGGUUCUGAUUUAUCCCAGCUGCCUACGCAAUCUUCCUGUCUGAACCCUAUUCUUGUAUAUUUUCCACCGAAGGCAAAAGUCGAGACAUUACUACUAUUAUUCAUAAAAAAUUAGUUUUGCUUAUAAGUUUAAGGGAAUUUGAGAUUGUUUUUCAGAUGCAGUGUUUUAAAGGAACAACUUCGUUUGCAUCAAAACUCUUGUGUUGUUUUUUGGUAAGAACUGUUCAGAAGAGGAAAUUAGUAGCUGUUUAUAUGGUGCCAAAUUUGGGAGAAACAGAAUAUGAUCUUUAUUGAGUGGUAUGUGCUUUUAACCUUGAAUUCUUUAGAAAUCAAAUGUAAUUGAAAAUUUCAGAUGACAUUAUUUUGCUAGGCUAUGAAACAGGCUGCAAAUGAGGCCAUUUGGGCAGCAAAAUUACCAAAAGCUGAAAUAGAUCUAAUCUGUGAUACUUAAUGGCAUUCUUUGCUAAGUAUUAAAACUCCAUACCUAGAACAGGUAGUUAAACUAUUUAUGAAUGCCAAGUAGAUUAAUCUGAUAUAUCUUUGUAUUUUGGAAUAGAAAUGCAAUCUAGACCACAGCAUUGGAAGUUCUGAUGCUGCAAAGUAAAGGAGGAGAGUUAUCCCGGAAGUCACUUAGAAUUGAACAAGUUACAGUGGUACGAGAAAGGAGCUAGGCUGGCACUGUCAUUGCUGAUGUGAUGCGUUCUCCACUUUGGCUCUAGGCGAAGGCUCCUGAUGAUGCAUGAUUUAUUUCAGGUCUUUGCUUUAUGUUUGCUUCAUUACUGCACUCUAAGCCAUAUGCUUUUGGUUUCCUGGGAAGAAGGCUAUGUAAAAAUCUGAGCAUUAGAAGCCAUAUUCAGUGUUCUGUAUAUCUGGUGAACCUUAUCUGAACUGGAAUGAGAACAGAGUGGCUUGCUUAUGCAGCUGUGGAUGCAGUCUCGUUAGGGGCGUAGCUUACAGGAUGUCAUCGUUCAUGGGAUGGCAAGAGGGAUGAUAGAAGCAGCUGUGUGCCUACUGUCAGCUCCUUCCUUUGUUAAUGCUUGAGCUGUCCGUUUUACUUGUCAGUAUUUUUCCUUAUCUCCCACUCCAGUCAUGACAGUGGAGUUACUGAUGGUGGCAGCAAUUAGGAAGGGUUUCUACCCCAUCAGAAAAUGUACAGAGGGGAAAGGUAAGGAAAUUGGUAGGUUCCGCUGUUACCACUAAACAUAGAGUAGCCCAGAGAUGCUUUUGCCUACGUUAAGAUCCUGGAACAGAUGAAUGUCAAAUACCUGGAAAUAGCAGCAUCAAAAGAAAUAAGGAAAAUGAGUGAUAUUGCUGAAGAGUGUGGAUUUUAAGGUUUUUAACAAGCCCAGCAAAACAAACUUAUGGCCAAAAGGACUUUUUCUGCCACUACACAGACAAAAAUACUUGAUAAGGUUGCCAAAUUUGGGGGAAUAAAAAAAUUUCAAGCACAAUAUUGAAGAAUGGGGCAGAUCCUGAAGAUUUUCACCAAGGAAAGCAAUCUUGGCAAGGUCCAGAAGUGAGAAGGCAAAGGGAAGAGAAGGGGGGAGAUGCCAACCGUGAGCGCUCUAGAGUCUCUGGACUAAUAGCAUCAGCACAUUCUUGUCCCUACCAGACCUACUGAAUCAGAAGCUCUGAGGGUGUGGUCUGGCAGUCUCAGCAUGCAACUGGGGACUCUGGUAUGCACUGAUGUUUGGGAACCACAGGCUUUGCCACAAUUAAAAAGAACUGUUUUAAUGUACUGGUAUCGCCCUGACUCUGAGGUCCUCUUCUAUUUCCCUUGUUAAGUAUAGAGAUGUUUUCUGUGUGAUUCUUUGCAGGAACUGUUAAUGUCUUUAUUUCCCAUACUUUUUCCCCUUGGAAGAUCACCUGGAAAUACUGAGAAAGGAUAAUGUGGAGAAAAUGCCAUCAAGGUCAUACUUAGAUGGAUGGAAACAACCUUUUAAAAGUGGGUUAAAAUAUAACCAUGAAUUUUUAGUCUGCGAAUGAUAGUCAUUUUUCACAAUUGACAGUAAAAUAUUUGUGUAAGAUAUUGCCAUCCAUGAUUUUAUAUUUGUUCAUUAUAUCUUAGUUUCAUGGGAAAUUUUCAUGUAUUUUCUAGCAUUAUAAUGGUAAAGCCUUUUAAAGUAUGGCUCACAAAAAUGAAAAAAUUAAGUGGAAGAAAAACCACUGUGCAUACGUUGUGUUUAUAAUAAAUACCUGUUGUGUUAUUGGUGAUA